This is a messenger RNA of Prorocentrum cordatum, 864 nucleotides long. The record is from the annotation of a GenBank genome assembly. NCBI's taxonomy places the organism in Eukaryota, Dinophyceae, Prorocentrales, Prorocentraceae.
AUGCACAACGACGAGACACUCUGGCACGUGCUCAAUCACGACUACUGCUCGUACAAGGUAAAGUUGGGACAGGCCAACAUCAAGCAGAACUUCUGCAGGAACCCCCACAAUGUGACGGGCCUGUGCAACAAGGUGUCGUGCCCGCUGGCAAACAGUCAGUACGCCACCGUCAUGGAGGAGGAGGGCGUCAGCUACCUGUACAUGAAGACAGUGGAGCGUGCACACUCGCCGAAGAACCUGUGGGAGAAGGUUAAGCUGUCCAGAAACUACCUGCAGGCGCUCGAGCAGAUAAGCAAGCACCUCGAGUACUGGCCCGACCAUAUGAUUAACCGCUGCAAGCAGCGGCUGACCAAGAUCCGGCAGAUGCUGAUCAGAAUGCGGAAGCUCUCUCUGCGCGAGGGGCCAAGACUUGUGCCGAUCAAGAAGAAGACGGAGAGAAGAGAAAAGGUCCGCGAAGAGAAGGCCGAGGCCGCGGCGAAGGUCGACCUGGCGAUAGAGAAGGAACUUCUGGAGAGGCUGAAGCAGGGCACAUACGGGGAUAUCUACAACUUCCCCCAGAAACGGUUUGAUAGCGUCAUGGACAAGCAGAAACAGAAGGAGGAGGAAGAGGAGCUCGAGGACGAGUCCGAGACGGAGUUCGUGGAGGACCUGGGCGAGGACGACGACGACCUAGACGGAGAGGAGGAGGAGGAGGACGAGCAGGUGGAGCAGGUGGAGCUAGAAGACCUGGAGGCGGACGGGGACCUCCUUCGCGAUCUGGAGGACCUGGGCGACGAUAUUCGGGGGAUGCCCCCGAAGAAGAAGAGGCGCGACAACGCGCCUCGCGUGGAGCUGGAGUACGAGAACGAGAUGGAGACCAGGUGA